AUGAACCCCUAUCCGCAGGUGUGCGAGGAGGGUCCGGAGCAUCGAGCCAUGGUGCGGAAGGGGCCGGAAGGGACGGAGGUGCACACGCUGCUGAUGGAGGGAAUUGUGAACGGACCCGUGGAAGCAGCCGUCGCCAUGACCCGCGACGUCACCUUUUUCAAAGAAUGGUGGCCGCAGCAGAACAUGCCUGUGUACAAGGUGAUUGAGAACCGGUACCUGAAGCGAAUUGGCGACGGCUUCGACCUCACUUAUAUGAGUUUGCUCACUGUCACCAACUUCUCCUUUGUCCCCCACCAGCCGCCAGAGGACAGCACUCUCAUCAACCCAGCCAAGCACGGCUUCCCCCGAGACGCCGUCCCACCCGCUCCAUCUGGCGUGGUCCGCAUGGCCAUCAACGGCGGCUUCACCGUGAAGGACUUGGGUGAGAAUCGCUGCCACUACCGGGGAAUCUUCACCGUUGAUCUCAAGAUGCCGCCCGCGCUGGUCAACUUUGUAACCAAGGGGUUUGGCGGAAUGCUGUUCACGGUGUUUAGCAAAGAGAUCGAGUCUGAUUUGGCGGAUACGAAGGGCAGCAAGGGGAGGGCGUUCCGGAAGGUUCUGAAGGAGGAGCAGCUGUAUGUGAGGAUCAGCGAGGCCAUGCGCGAGCACCGUGCUCGGAAGGAGAAGCGGCAGGAGAGAGAUGGGCGAGGAGGAGCGGCGGCAGCAGCAGUGGCAACAGCAGCAGCGACGGGAGAGGAUGGGGAGGAGGGUGAGGAGGAAGAGGAAGAGUGGGAUGGAGGGAACUCCGAGGCGUUCUACUCUCCCGCCUCCUCCUUCUCCUCCUUCUUCCAUGCGCACUCCCUCCCUCCCCUGUCCCUCGACCACGCCCUAGCCACUGAAUCACUCAACCCACACGCCACAGGAGGCAUGCAGCUUCGUGACGCGCCUCAAGUAUUCUCACAGACCAGGGGUACGAAUCGCCGCACGAGUGCUCCUCCUCGCUGCAGAUCUUCCGUCCCCAGGGGGGGAAGGAUGAUCGGCUCUGCAGCUGCGGAGGUGGAAGAAGCAGAAACAGGAGGAGCAGCGGGAUGGGUUGGCAGGGGUCGGUUUGGCUUCCGAAGCAGCAGGCGCAAGGCAGAGGAGAGAGCUCGCAGACUCACAGAAGCCAUUCCUUCCUUCUCCUCCUCUCUUCACACCCCCUCAUCACCUGCCACCUCCCUGGCCUCCUCCCUGUCCCAAGCCCGCCUUGAAGAUCUGGGCCUGAUCCCUGUCAUCCCUGUGUCCCCUGUGGACUCAGCACAUACAUCUGCUCACGAGGCAGCAAGCUACCGGCCCCACCACAGCGACCUGUGUCAGCAGAUGCAGCCGGGUGAUUUUGACAGAAUCGUGGCAGGAGGUGCUUCAGAAAGCAAGGGAGUGUUUGGCAGCAGUGGGAAGGGGAAUGGGGAUGUAGGAGGCAAGACAGGUGGCGGGCUGACCAGCCGCAGGGGCAGCACGGGCAGCACGGGCAGCGUUGGCAGCGUUGGCAUGACUGGUAGUGGCAGCAGUGCUGGCAGCAGCAGCAGCUCUUGGUCUGCUAGCCCUGUUCUAUGGGAGGAGAGGAGGGUGUCUGAAGCAGGGAACCGUGGGCCUGCUGGUGCUGGUGGGACAACAGCAGGCGCCUUGAGCCCUGGGUGGGACUCUGGAAGCACUCACAGCAGCCGAAGCAGCAGCAGCAGAGGCAGUAGUAAUGUGCGCACUAGAGGAGCAAGCAGCCCGAGUCACGGGCAGGUUAAAGAACAACCGUCUGGGGCACCUGGCGGCAAGGGGUUCGGCCGUUACUGUGAUGCGAUGCCAAAGCAGCAAGUGGAGGUGAAGCGAAGGCAGGCAACAGAGAGACGGUUCCUCAAUUUCUUGAAAGGAGGACGAGAAAUUGAUUUUGGUGCUUCAUGA
Closterium sp. Naga37s-1 is the source of this 1911-nucleotide messenger RNA. Lineage: Eukaryota; Viridiplantae; Streptophyta; Zygnematophyceae; Desmidiales; Closteriaceae. The record is from the annotation of a GenBank genome assembly.